CAAAAAUAGGAGGAGACAAGCAUUGUGUUAUAGUUACACCUCUGUUUACAUUAAUUUAAAAGGAACAUUACGCGAACACCCUGGGAAGAUUUUUUCGCGUUUUGAUGCCGUGGGUGUAGACUGCAGAUCAAGUCAGGACACGCAAAGCUUAACGUUGGAUGAUGAUCACUGUUUUAUAAUUCGCGGCUGUUUACCGAAGCGUCUCAACAAAGGCUGAAGCUAUCUAUGUCAGUUAUGUAUGUUCUGGGCGUCCAUACAAAGCAACCUUUUGUCGUAAAUACACACUUAAAUCCGAAGCGAAACGCACUGAAUUUAUAACUUGCAUCAGACUGACUUUCGAUUGUCGUUUUGUACCGUGAGUUCACGUGCAACAUGGAGACUUGCGAGACCGCCGUCGAUCAAAACCAAAAUGACACUUUACAUACGAAUCUAUCUUUCGAGAAAUCGUUUUCGUCUCUGACGGUGGACGAUGUAUACGAGAUCGCUAAAGUUUUGGGAUUUGAUUUGGAGAAGCUUAUAGAUAGCUAUGGCAAAGCUAGCGUGGAGGGUCUGGUGUCUCGAAUAGUGAAAGUGUUGGAGCUCCUGGAAAGUUUCGCGGCGAGAAAUCAAGCUCAAAAAUGCAAAGAAGAGGAACUGUUGAAAGCAUUUGAGUCGCUACAGUUACAGCAGAAGAAACGACAUGUGAAGGAUUGCGCCGAGACGAACAUCACAUGUGACAGUCGGGACUGGCAUCAGAAAGAGGAGAAACUCAAAGAGACUGUAGAUGGGUUGCAGGCACAGAUGCAACUUCUAAAGGAAGAGAACCAGGAGGUUUUGAGCCGCUUACAAUGCACACACUCAAAAGAAGACCGCACGCAGCGGCAGGAACGAGAGGUGAUGCUGAAGCUGAAGGAAGUGGUGGAUAAGCAGCGCGAUGAGCUGCGAGCGAAAGUCCAGGAGAUUUCCAGCAUGUCCAAUGAGAUUGAAGCGCUCCAGGAACAGCAGGACAGGUUGAUGAAGAUAAACGCAGAGCUCAGGCACAAGCAAAACAUCCUACAGGCUCAGGUCAAGACUGCAGUGGAGAGGAGAGCUGACGUGGAGACUGACCUGUGCGAGAAGCAAAAGGAGAUAGAACGGCUGACAUCACAGCUCGAGAAAGCCACCGUGCACACUGCAGCUAACACGAAUAGUUCACCCAUUGACCUCACAGAUAAGAUGAUCGUUGACUUGAAGGAUCCAAAUCGGCCGUGUUUUACCAAGCAGGAAGUACGGGAGAUUAUUUUUGAGAGGAAUGAGUUGAAGGCCAAUCUCUUUCUAGUGAAAGAGGAGCUUGCGUAUUACCAAAGGGAAAUCCUGAAUGAUGAGAGAUGUUCAGGCUUUUUACUUGAUGCUUUGCGCUCUGCCAUUAAGAAACAGAGAACGGUCAUCAAGGCGAAAAUGCUUGGCAUACCUGUUAGCGAAUGCAGCACUGAUGAAAUGGAUGGUCCUCUGUUUGAGAGGAGCGGAGAGGAACAUAAAGAUAGUGACAAUGACAGCACAGACAACAGGCCCCAAGAAUCACGCAUCAGAAACCUAUUUGGCUUCCUAACGCGGUCCAGUAUUACCAAAACUUCUGGUUCUCAGCCUGUCAGUCACCCGACAUCCAGCUCCACAUGGGAAAUUCUUGAUCCAGAUGAGCAUGAAAAUGGAGAGGAGACCGAGAUCGUCUAUUCAUCUUGAACAAGCCCUCACAAGUUGCUCACCUUGUAUUUGAAAGUGGAGAUGCAGAGAUGAUAGAAAUGAUCAGAAGAUUGUAUUCGGAGAAAAUCAUUUCUUUGUGUAUUUGGUUAUAAGAACAUGUUAGUGCGGUGUACUUUAACUGUUAAAUAAUUUAAGCACUUGGCUUAUGUUAACUUCCCUGAUGGCAGGAGUUUGGACUGAUGGUCACUCGAAAGGCAACGUAAAGCUGAAACAGGUCAGACCGUGAUCACACACUUCCCAUUAUAUUCUUGAAUGACAAAUAUAAGUACGCAAUUUUUAAGUUGACUUCCCAAUAGUGUAAAUAAUGGGGUUAGCUUUGUUUUAUUAGCACAGUAUGUCAACAUCUGUCUAAGCCUAUUAUGUGUAUUUGAGUCGGUACUGACUGUAGUAAGCUGGGUAGCAGGAAAUUAACUAGUUAGUCUAAACGAUGGGAGAUGAUGGGCAUCACGGUGUAAUAUUUUCUAAUUUUGCACAUCUUGGUGUUGCAACCAGUGACACACAAAUUGCUUUACCUUAAAACACUGCAGACUGGUAGUGUGUAUAAGCAAUGAGAGUGAUUUACAGUAUUUCGAUGCUAAUACUCCCCCAGGCACCCAUUUUACGCCACAAAUGUCUGGGUAGACUUUCUAGUUUGCUCUUAAACAGCAGAACAUUUUGCAAGUUAUUUUUAUAGAGAGAACUAUUUAACAUAGAUUUGUUACCAAAGAUGCUGACAUGACUAUCAAAUAUAAUCACAUUCACCUUUUAUGUCACAAGGGGGCAUUAGAGUAUUGUGCGUUCAUGUUAGUCUAACAUAAAACAUUAUUCCUUGUUUGUUCCUAAGAAGAUUCUAUACCAGUUUGAGUAUAUAUUUUAAGCAUGCCUACGUGUGUUAUAAUCGUAUUAAAAAAAAAAUAAGAAAAGUUUAAAAUAUAUUUUUUAAAUGAAUAAUAGUUGGACAGGCCAACUGUAUUUGUAUCCAACAUGUAAUGUAAUUCAGUAUCAUUGCUGUGGAACUCUGUGUCCAUUUGUUGAUCCAAAAUA
Molecule: messenger RNA, 2742 nt
Organism: Triplophysa dalaica
Lineage: Eukaryota; Metazoa; Chordata; Actinopteri; Cypriniformes; Nemacheilidae
Gene: rilp
Product: Rab interacting lysosomal protein
Exons: 8
Coding region: 373-1698 (441 amino acids)
Biological process (GO): cilium assembly
Cellular component (GO): ciliary basal body; cytoplasm
Molecular function (GO): protein dimerization activity
Source: RefSeq, a predicted model, not a curated record